AUGGUGAAUUUUGAGAAACGUAGCGGACUGUACACUGCCAUAUCUGAGUCAACAAUGAUGAACAGUAAAGGCUUGUGUGAGAACGCGCAACAAGGCACAGCUGCCAAAUGUGUCGAAAAAUGCACCGAAUUUGACAAUAUCGGUGAUCGCUCCCCAUGUAUGGACUUUUACAAGUACGACAGCGCGUUUCAAGCUCCUCAGAGUUUCGCCGGUGCGGUGGACUCCCCGACGUCGUCCCUGUGUCUCACGGAAGCGUUGCUAACGGCAACUAAUACAGUGUCGUCAUCGACACUUUCGGCUACUUUCCCAUUCCCAAACCAGAUUAACGCCUUGGCCAUGCUGUGGGAAGGAGGACAGGCAACAAACCUUUGUUCGCUCGUGGACGACGCCGUCGACUCUGCGACGGACCCACCUCCCACUGCUACCGUAUUGUCAAACUGUGACAGUAACAACGAUGAGAGUCGUUUUCCUUCUACGCUGUCAGGAACCGAAGCGUCGGCGAAACAUUCUCCCUCUGCUGAUGAAGUCUUCCCCAUGCUGCAUGUACAGCCGUACACGGAGCACGUUUGUUUUGGUGGUCUGCAGGGAAAGAGCGGCGGAGCCGAAGAGCAUGAUGUUGAGGGUAAUGUGGAAGUUCUUAAAGCAUCGCCAGUCAUUUCCCCUCCACUGUCAGAUGUUGUCAACUCCGUCGAAGAAAAAAAGGAUGACACCAUGAGCAAUGACAAGAAACACACCAGCCUGAAAAACGGUGAAGCGGCGAAGGAGGGUAAAAAGGAAACGGUCCCAGUGGUGGACCCACAACGCGCGAAGCUUCACGUACCGCUAAGCGCCAUUACCCCUACCAAAGCUCUUGGGGGCCGAGUGCAACACCCCAGCCUUUGUCUCCUCUUUCAGUCAGGCCGUUGUCGCCAGGGCGCCAACUGCUACCAGAUGCACGUUGACCCGGAAGUGGUUAAGGAGCUGCGCCAGAUCAUCCAAGGCCUUCCGUGCUGCUGCACGUACCAUGGUGACUGUAAUAGCAAGCUGUGGGAUGCAAAAGCUAACGCCGACCGCACCAUUGUAAUAAACAGGGUGGCGGUACCGCUUGUACGCGUGGCGUAUACAAGCGGACUCUCUCGCUUUGUCAAGAAUGAAAUGCAGCGUCCACUGAGCACUGGCGUGCUUUGUCGUCUACAUGGAGCACCGGGCGGGUGCCGCUAUGGUGCGGAUUGCUGGUACGUGCACGUGUGCCGUGAAAUUCUGGCGAAUGAAGCGGCCUUUUCGCUGGACACUAACGUGACAAGUUCGGCGAAGGAGUGCCCCAUAAAGACUUCGCCCCAGCCAGCCCGUACAAAGGGCGCAUGGGUGGUGCCAGACUGCCCGAGAAACCCGUUCCACCAGCCACACCAGCAGUUCCAACAACAAACAGGCUUUCUUGGCAUAGAUCUCCAUCACUCAGCAGUGAUUGAAAACCUUUUUCAAGAGGAAAGUAACGGGGGAGCCAGCACCGGCAAUUCUCAUGAUAUAACACUUUCCUCAGCAAUGCCAUGCGUCUGGAUGUAUCCUGCCUCAUCACCAUUCGAGCAAGGGAAAUGGUUUCAGGCGCAACUACCCGCUGGGGUGUCAGCUUGCGUCACGGGUGGGCAGCCCACGGCUGCGUUGAUCGCGACACAGUGGCCCAAGUCGUCCUGCUCUGGCUCUGCCGUUUCUCACGUUUUGAUGCCGUGGCAGUCGCAAUGGGGCGUCGCAUCAUCAGUUCCUUUUGGGAAGUCACUCUCAGGUGCCCAACCCACCAUGACAUUUGGCCAGACAUACUGUAACAAUAAGGAAUCAUCGUAA
This is a messenger RNA of Trypanosoma grayi, 1818 nucleotides long. RefSeq lists its product as hypothetical. The record is from RefSeq and is a predicted model, not a curated record. Bases 1 to 1818 code for a protein of 605 amino acids. NCBI's taxonomy places the organism in Eukaryota, Euglenozoa, Kinetoplastea, Trypanosomatida, Trypanosomatidae. The transcript has a single exon. Gene Ontology annotation, molecular function: metal ion binding.